Procambarus clarkii (red swamp crayfish) is the source of this 1898-nucleotide messenger RNA. Lineage: Eukaryota; Metazoa; Arthropoda; Malacostraca; Decapoda; Cambaridae. The record is from RefSeq and is a predicted model, not a curated record.
AAGGAAAUUUGUAGACAUGACAGAUAUUGUUCGUUACCGGUAAAUGUGCUAAUAAAGUCAUCAACUACAACCAACAGUUUAGUGGAUAGUAAUAAGAUUCCCGUUAAAUAGCUAAAGUAGUAGAUGACUCCUUAAUAUGGCCUGUUUAAUUAACAAAAACUGUUAACUGACUCACAACCUAUACUCUCUCCUGAAGCCAUAUAUUAUGUGAUUCUCCGCAGCCGCUCGAUCACAGCAUAAAUAUAAUGUCAAUAAUAAUCUAAUUAACCCCUUCGACUAACGUCCCCCCUGCAGGAGGAUGUCAGUGAGCGGACGUCAGUUGAGGGUGGGCACCGGGUACUGGGUACCCUGGGUGGACCUCCACUCCCACCCUGAUGGUACUCUAACAGCCGAUGGCGUCGCCGUCACCAUUCUUGACAUUAUUGCCAAAAAACUUAAUUUCACGUACGUGUUGGUGGGGAACGCUGACAUAGAGUGGGGGCAGGAGGCGCAGAACGGCUCCUUCACCGGCCUGAUGGGCAUGUGUGUGGGGGAGCAGGAGGUGGACGUUGCAUUGGGACCUUUCGUCAUCACCUACCGCAGGUCCCAGGUGGCAGACUUCUCUAUGCCGCUGUACUUCGAGUCCUGGGGCAUCUUCCUGCCUCGGCCACGGCUGGAGAGCGAUCUGGCAGGUUUCCUCAAGCCCUUCACGUGGCAGGUGUGGGAGGUGCUGGGGGGAAUGAUCCUUCUUACGAUGGUCUUGGGUGCUGUCCUCAACUGGCUCGCCUCUGGGUCAUGGAGAGGGCCGGAUGCUGGGAUCAAGGAGGAGCCUUCUGGUGGAGUCUUCCGUCCCUCCUGGGUCCUCAGGACCCUUGUCAAUGAAGACACAAAUGAGCUGCCGAGGACUGCAGUAGGACGGCUCCUCCUGGGGACGUGGCUGGUGGGUUCGUUCAUCCUGUGCUCAGCCUACCAGGGCGUCCUCACCUCCCUGCUGACGGUGCCCCUCGUCAGCGUCCCCGUCAACUCCCUGGAGGACCUCGUCAGCUACGGCAAGAUCCCCUGGGCGCUGGAGUUUGGAACCGUCAUACAACAAGAGUUUAAGGAGGCCAAGGCCGGGGUGAACAAGGUGGUCUACGAGGGCAGCAGCGCCGUCCGCAGCACCUGGGACGCCAGGGACAGUAUCAAGGAGGGUAAACUCGCCAUGAUCGCCGACGACUUCUCCAUGAUAAAGAUCACAAAUGAUGACUACAGCAACACUGGAGAAUGUCACUACUAUAUUGGCAAGGAGAUGUUCAGGUCUGCCCCAUUAGCAUAUUGCUUUCCAAAAGGCAGUCCACUUGUCCAGCACUUCAACAAAUGGAUAGCACUACUACAAGAGUCCGGACUGGUGAGCCGUAGCGUGCUGGCCCUCACCUCCAAUGCUUCAGCCUGCCUGGUGCCACCCGGUAAGGAAGGGGGUGGUAACCAGUCCCUCGUCCUCACCUUCCCUGACCUCGCUGGGGUCUUCCUCCUCUUAGUUGCUGGUUUGGGUGUUGGAACUCUGGCUUGUGUUGUAGAGAUGUUCUCUUCCUGCUGGAAGGUCUAACUAGAAGGGGGUGACAUUAUCACAGCCUCCACAUGGUUUAUCAAAGAUGCCACAUGGUACUACAGUAGCUUUCACAAGGUCGCCUCCAGAUGAUCUACUGCAGUUUCUAGAUGGCCUACUAAUGCCACCACAGUCUACUACAACCUGAAAUAGGCCUCCACAACCUGCAGUGAUUAAAUACGGUCUGAAAACAGCCUACCACAGACUGCAGUGAUUGGCUCUGGUCAACCAAAUCCUAGACAAAGCCAGGGGUACUGUGAAGAUACACUUCAUAUUAGAACAGAUACAAGUACUGCACUAUUCAACUACAGCUGUAUAAUAACAUAUAAGUUAA